AUGACCAUCGACACAGCAGCCAAUGUUACCAUCAUUCGAAAAGAUUUGCCUCAACAACUGAGAGGUAAUCUCAUCUGGCCCAUAGAAUGUUUGAAGGCUCGUUUUAGUCGAAAUGACUUGCAAGUGGAAGUUUAUGUGAGAGAAUUGUUGAAAUUGGUCCUGAGAAAUGCAAAUUCUAGUAAUUCCUGUAAUAACUUAUGUGCAUUAUAUGAUAAUUUGGAACAACAAAUUCGGGCUCUGGAAACCCUUGGCGUUACUACAGAUAAAUGUGCUGCAUUACUUUAUCCUUUAGUCGAAUCUUGCUUGCCUGAGGAUUUCUUAAGAGCCUAUCAAAGAAGUGCAAAUGUUGACCAUGGUCCAGACCCAAAAUGUAGACUGGACAGUUUAUUAAAAUUUUUGAAAUCAGAAGUAGAAUCCGAAGAACGCAUAAGUUUAGCUAUGGCUGGUUUUGGUUUGAAGAACGAAGUGACCUGUGGGAUUAAAUCUAUUCAAAUUGUUCACGAUCGACCAUCAACGCCAGCAAGUUUGUUGAGUGCUGAUUCUCCCGCUAAGAAGUGCGUGUUUUGCUGCGGAAAACAUGAUUCAUUUAAUUGUUUUAAGGCUCAAAAAAUGCCAUUUUCAGAAAGGCAAAAACUCUUAAAAGAUAAAGGGCACUGCUUUAGCUGUUUAAAGGCUGGUCACUGUGCAAAUAAAUGCAGGAGUUCUGUUAAAUGUGCAAUUUUCCAUAAAAAUCACAGCGUAAUUAUGUGUUUAGAAUUGCUUAAAAAUAAAACAAAUGUUAAGAAGCCUAUGUUAAACAGCAAUGAAAAAGAAACUGGCAAGGAAGAAAGUUCUGUAAAUCUUUCUAGUAUUAGCAACACACCACAAGUACUUUUGCAAACCCUGAAAGUAAAAAUAAUUGGAAAUAAUUGUACACUUUGUGUUCGAGCUUUAUAUGACACAGGAUCGCAAAAAUCGUAUUUAAGGAAGGAUUUAAUUUCUACUCUAGGCCUGAUACCUUCUAGACAACAGAUUUUAAGCCACGCCCUUUUUGGAGGAAAACGAACACCUGAAAAUGUGUAUAGUGUCUACACAAUUAAGCUAAAGAGUUUAGACGAUAAUUUUACUUGUACUUUUGAUAUUUAUGCGCAAGAUACAAUUUGUCAUGUUGUACCUUCUGCCUUAAAUGGGUCAUGGAUUAAAGAGCUCCAGUCCAUGAAUAUACCAUUUUAUGACACUGAAGAUUCAUCAGGUCCUGUUGAUCUUUUAAUUGGUGCAGAUGUGGCUGGUCGACUUUUCACCGACAGAAAAAUAGUACUUUCUAGUGGUAUUGUAGCCAUAGAAACUUACCUGGGCUGGACAUUGAUCGGUAAAACAUCAGUGAAUGCUGAAAGGGAAGAUACGGCGAUGACGGUUGUAACAAUGUUUGUGAAAGAUGCCAAUAUUCCUGACCUUUCUUCCUUGGACAGCUUAGGAAUAUCCGAUACAGUCGAAGUAAAAUCACGAAAGGAAAAGGAAUUUAUUACGAAGAAAUAUUUUCAAGAGACACUAAGAAUUAAGAAUGAUAGGCGGUACGAAGUUGUCUUACCAUGGAAAGAUGAUCAUUUGCCUCUCCUCACUACCAAAGAUAUAGCGAUAAGAAGACUUGAAGUCUCAACAAAAAGUCUGAAUUCAGAAAAAUUAUUUGAUACCUAUGAUGAUGUCUUUAAAAAAGGGACUGAAUUGGGAAUAAUAGAUGAUGUCAGAGAUGAGCAUUCACACCUUCCUGGGAUCCAGAAUCCAGCUGUUUUGCCUUCUCGAAGAUGUUCCGCUAAACAACUGUUAUCAACCAAAUAG
Molecule: messenger RNA, 1815 nt
Organism: Stegodyphus dumicola
Lineage: Eukaryota; Metazoa; Arthropoda; Arachnida; Araneae; Eresidae
Source: RefSeq, a predicted model, not a curated record